Molecule: messenger RNA, 1767 nt
Organism: Morchella importuna
Lineage: Eukaryota; Fungi; Ascomycota; Pezizomycetes; Pezizales; Morchellaceae
Exons: 3
Coding region: 1-1767 (588 amino acids)
Source: RefSeq, a predicted model, not a curated record
AUGGGCAUCAGGCUACUUUCUGCCAACUAUCCAUCUCCUGCAGCUGUUACUCCUCCCCCUUCCCAGAAAAAUGACCCCCGGCAACGCCCAUCACUCAAUCCCCAGUUCCUCUCAAGAGUUCCUGUUGAGAUCAUUCAUAAGAUCAUGCUUCAUGUCAUCAACUCGAGUUCUCGCUCCGCUCGCUCCAGGCGAGCACUCUUGCUGAGGCUUUCGUCAACCUGUUCCUAUUUUCACAAUCUCUUCAGGAAUGAUGUAUACUCCAGAAUUACAACCCGUUCUGCUUUAUCUCUAAUCAAAUUCGUUUCAUACCUCUCGAUAUCCUCUUGGCCUGGUCAAAACACUGCAUUGAAGUCUUUAACCCUCUGCUGGCUGCAAAAAACACAGUAUUCGUUCUAUACAACACCCCAUGCACGACGCGAGGCGUCCAAAAAGAUUAUCCUAAACAUUAGGAUUGUCUUGGAGUUGCAUACUGAAGCACUUGAAUCUCUGACUCUCGAUUUCCCGGGGGCUGGGAUUGCUUUUCAGACUGCCAUACUCACAGUGCCGGGCUUUGUCAGUAAACAACACUUGAAGUAUCUUCGUAUCACCAAUGGUCUCUGCCCUUUGUUUCAGCCUGCCACGUUUCUUCUCUGUGCAAUUUCUUCGCUGUGUGCACAAAGUCUAGAGCAACUGAUUAUAGACAUGGGCUGUGAGACAUUUCGUCUCAGCGAUGAGGAAUAUUACCCUCCCAGAGUCGUUGUUCCUGGAGAUCAAAUGUUUAGAACCUACGAAAGUUUAGAGAGGCUAAAGAAACUUCAAGUAAAAGGUAUUGGAGGAUUCACAGACGAGUGUUUAGCAUGGAUUGUAGGUGGGUGCCAGUUGUUGAACUCCACUAAAAAUGGAAAUUCAUUGAUCCUAGAGGGGUGUCAAUCUUUAACGGAGAGGGGUGUCAAGAGGAUCCUAGCCUCCAUGAAUGAAGAUUCAAAGACCUAUACGAGAAUUAGAUACUCGUAUGUGGAACCGGUAGUGAAUAAAAGCAAUGUUCCUACGCCGGAUACCUGGUGGGCACUAUUUGGUCACGAUGAAACCUCUAGCUCUACUAUCGACGAUGACAGGACAUUCAGUUUCUUAUCUGAUGGCGGUUCCUUUAAUGCCCUAGCGAGAAUCAGCUCUAGGGUGUCUGAUACAACCCAUGAGGAUUCUGAUACCUUCGAAAAUUAUUUGGAUAGCACUGGGAAUCGUUCAAGCAAAAGGUCUCAAGGUUCAUAUCCAUCCAGGUAUGCUCGCCAACGGGCAUAUACUCAACAUUUCGUACAGCAAUAUAAUCGCGAAGCCCAUAUCUGCGACUCCACUGCGAAUGGUUGCCGAAAUCUCCCUCGACUCGAUGUUCCAUUUUAUGACCUUCCUUGCUCUCCCAGUUAUGGUUAUUGUAGCAGCGAGCUUGGGAAUUCUCGUUCGAUGGCUGAUCAGGAAUGGAUGGUCGAUGAAGAUGCUAACUCUAUUAACUAUCAUCUCGAAUUCGGUAUGACGAGACGGACCUCGGACCCUAGCGUUGAGGGACCACUCCAGAAACCUUCUGACGACACUCCUUCCUCCGGUUUUCUUAAGCGCUCGUUGAGUGAUCCUCUUCCUGGAUUCACCACUAAGAAAGGCGAUAGAAAGACAAUGAACCUCAAUAGUGGGGACUUCAAGAGACUUACUAUGCUCGUGGAGGAUGUUCCUAUGGCGAAAGGUCUUAGCUUGCUACUUGUUGAAAAGAAAUACGUGGAGGAUUUGAAGGUUUCUUAA